AUGACAAAGAAGACUCAGAGAAGGCCAGUGACUUACCCCAGGUUACACCGCCUGAGCCUGGCGGAGCCCAGGGAGCCCAGCGCUGUGCUGGUGCAGAGUCCCCGCCUGUCACCGGCUGAAACCGAAACUUCGCUGUGUUUGAGAUCAGCCGCUCUCUCUGGGACCCUAACGGAAACCCAGGGGAGGGGUGCACCCCGUCCCCAGGAGGCGCUCUCACUUCGUCUCAGAGGGGGUCUCUUGGGGUGGGGGCCAGCCUCGCUCACCUGGAUCGGGAGGCCCACCCUGCUCCUGCGGCCGGGCUUCCGGGCAGGCUGCCAGGGCCAUCCAGACAAGCGGUGUCUCAGUGGCGCUCACCUCGCUAGAGGCUGUGGGGGCCACAGCCACCAGAGCCGGUCCCGCCAGGCUGGGCCUGUGCCCGCCCCGCCACAGAGGUCACGGCCGCCAGGAAGAGCCACGGCUGUGCGCAGUACACCCUCCCACCCCCAGCCCUCUGGGGCAGGCCUGGGCCCUUGGAGGAGCAGGAGGGGAGGGCAGGGCCCGUCGAGGGACCCGGCUGGCCCAGGCUCGGGCUCCCAGCCCGCCCCAAAGCCCUGCUCCCGGAAGGCAGUGCCGGGGGCCUGGGGGAAACAGGACCUGCGCCUUCCCUCCUUGGGGACUCCUGGCUCUUCAGACGCCCUCCAGCUGUUACACGUUUCCGCGGCCCCCACGUGGACGGACACGCACACGUAUGCAAGGCGGAUGCACAUACAGUGCAAGUGA
This is a messenger RNA of Rangifer tarandus platyrhynchus (Svalbard reindeer), 759 nucleotides long. The record is from the annotation of a GenBank genome assembly. NCBI's taxonomy places the organism in Eukaryota, Metazoa, Chordata, Mammalia, Artiodactyla, Cervidae.